AUGACCUUGCACAGUAACAGUACCACCUCACCUUUGUUUCCAAACAUCAGCUCUUCCUGGAUACACAGUCCCUCCGACGCAGGACUGCCCCCAGGGACUGUCACUCAUUUCGGCAGCUACAACAUUUCACGAGCAGCUGGGAAUUUCUCCUCUCCCAAUGAUACCACCAGUGACCCUUUGGGAGGUCACACCAUCUGGCAGGUGGUCUUCAUCGCAUUCUUAACAGGCUUCCUGGCCCUGGUGACCAUCAUUGGCAACAUCCUAGUGAUUGUGGCAUUCAAGGUCAACAAGCAGCUGAAGACAGUCAACAACUACUUCCUCCUCAGCCUGGCCUGCGCCGACCUGAUCAUCGGGGUCAUUUCGAUGAAUCUGUUUACUACCUACAUCAUCAUGAAUCGAUGGGCGUUAGGGAACUUGGCCUGUGACCUCUGGCUUUCCAUUGACUAUGUGGCCAGCAACGCCUCUGUCAUGAAUCUCCUGGUCAUUAGCUUUGACAGGUACUUUUCCAUCACAAGGCCGCUCACAUACCGAGCCAAACGAACAACCAAAAGAGCAGGGGUGAUGAUCGGUCUGGCCUGGGUCAUCUCCUUCAUCCUGUGGGCUCCCGCCAUCUUGUUCUGGCAGUACUUCGUAGGGAAGAGAACUGUGCCUCCCGGGGAGUGCUUCAUUCAGUUCCUCAGCGAGCCCACCAUCACCUUCGGCACGGCGAUCGCCGCCUUUUAUAUGCCCGUCACCAUCAUGACUAUUUUGUACUGGAGGAUCUAUAAGGAGACCGAAAAACGUACCAAAGAGCUCGCUGGGCUGCAGGCCUCUGGCACAGAAGCAGAGGCAGAAAACUUUGUCCACCCCACGGGGAGUUCUCGAAGCUGCAGCAGCUACGAACUUCAGCAGCAGAGCUUGAAACGCUCAGCCAGGAAAAAGUAUGGCGGCUGCCACUUCUGGUUCACCACCAAGAGCUGGAAGCCCAGCGCCGAGCAGAUGGACCAAGACCACAGCAGCAGCGACAGCUGGAACAACAACGAUGCUGCAGCCUCCCUGGACAACUCGGCCUCCUCUGACGAGGAGGACAUUGGCUCCGAGACCAGAGCCAUCUACUCCAUUGUGCUCAAGCUCCCGGGCCACAGCACCAUCCUCAACUCCACCAAACUACCCUCGGCAGACAACCUGCAGGUGCCCGAGGAGGAGCUGGGGCCGCUGGACGCGGAGAAAAGCUCCAGUAAGCUGCAGGCCCAGAGAAGCAUGGACGAUGGUGGCAGCUUUCAGAGAAGCUUCUCCAAGCUGCCCAUCCAGUUAGAGUCUGCCGUGGACACAGCCAAGACUUCUGACGCCAACUCCUCGGUGGGUAAAACCACGGCCACUCUACCUCUGUCCUUCAAGGAAGCCACUCUGGCCAAGAGGUUUGCUCUGAAGACCAGAAGUCAGAUCACAAAGCGGAAGAGAAUGUCCCUCAUCAAGGAGAAGAAGGCAGCCCAGACCCUCAGCGCCAUCCUGCUGGCCUUUAUCAUUACCUGGACCCCCUACAACAUCAUGGUCCUGGUGAACACCUUUUGUGACAGCUGCAUACCCAAAACCUAUUGGAAUCUGGGCUACUGGCUGUGCUACAUCAACAGCACCGUGAACCCCGUGUGCUAUGCCCUGUGCAACAAGACAUUCAGAACCACCUUCAAGAUGCUGCUGCUCUGCCAAUGUGACAAAAGGAAGAGGCGCAAGCAACAGUACCAGCAAAGACAGUCGGUCAUUUUCCACAAGCGCGUGCCAGAGCAGGCUCUGUAGAUGCGUUUGAUCCAUAGCAGAGACAAAAACACGCACGUCCACCCACAUCCUUAGGUGGAGUUGGGCGAGGGUGGGGGCCAUGCCUGGCGAUGAUAAAAAAAAAAAAGUUUUUAUCACCCAGCUGUGAAAGAAGCUGCCUGUUUACUCACCCACUGAAUAAACCAAUUUUAAUAUAAAGCAUCAAAUACCAAUCAGCAAAAAAAAAAAAGGCGUACUACUGAAUAUAAAGAAAUUUAUUCUGAAAUAGACUUUAAGUGUAUUUUUCUUAAAGAGGAAACAAAUAUUGCUUCACAGCAGUUAUACACUCAAAUUGAUUCGCCUGGGUCUUUUAAUUCCCAUUAGCUCUGGAAUCACAGAGGAGCCCAGCUGGUCCCAGUUGCCACAUUCUUCCCAAGGAUCCCAAGUCGAUCCAGCCCCCUCGUGGAACACAGCAGGCUAGUGAAUCUGUGGUUGUGAAAUUAUUUCGUACAUUGCAAAGCUGAACCUUCUUGUCCCGAUAGAGCUUCUGUCCUCUCUUUGGUGUGUUGUUAAACUCUAGUUGUGGACUUGAUUCUUGAUUCUUGCAAAGUACUGUUCUGUGCAGUUCAAGUUUCGUACAAAUAAAAAUGCAUAAGUAUAUAUAUAUAUAUAUGUGUGAGUUCUGCACGCACACACAUAGUGUAUAUAACAUAAUGGAAACACUGAACUGGCAAAUUUGUCCUGCAAUAUAUGCUUUCAGUACUUUGGUAACUGAAGUUCUCUAGGAUCCUAAUACACUAUAAAAGUGAAACAAACCCAGCUUAAUGUUUUUGACCCUGGGGCUGUUUUCCACAAACGGCCCUGAAGAAUAUUCAGCAGAGAGCAGGCAGGCCUCCCACCAGGCCUGCGCAGAGCAGUUGGCCUGGAGAGUCAGGAGGCACCAUGGCUUGGCCAGCGUCUGAGUGCCCGCAGCCUCCUCUGCUGAUAGAGCUAAGUUGGGGUCCCUCUGAGCUCAGAGAA
Messenger RNA from Sciurus carolinensis (gray squirrel), 2751 nucleotides. It is a transcript of the gene Chrm3, whose product is annotated as cholinergic receptor muscarinic 3. The transcript has a single exon. Gene Ontology annotation, molecular function: G protein-coupled acetylcholine receptor activity; G protein-coupled serotonin receptor activity. Gene Ontology annotation, biological process: G protein-coupled receptor signaling pathway, coupled to cyclic nucleotide second messenger; regulation of vascular associated smooth muscle contraction; saliva secretion. NCBI's taxonomy places the organism in Eukaryota, Metazoa, Chordata, Mammalia, Rodentia, Sciuridae. Bases 1 to 1773 code for a protein of 590 amino acids. Gene Ontology annotation, cellular component: plasma membrane; dendrite; synapse. The record is from RefSeq and is a predicted model, not a curated record.